Hypoxylon fragiforme is the source of this 1925-nucleotide messenger RNA. Its product is annotated as gamma-glutamyl phosphate reductase. Gene Ontology annotation, molecular function: glutamate-5-semialdehyde dehydrogenase (NADP+) activity; NADP binding. The record is from RefSeq and is a predicted model, not a curated record. NCBI's taxonomy places the organism in Eukaryota, Fungi, Ascomycota, Sordariomycetes, Xylariales, Hypoxylaceae. The coding region runs from base 232 to 1581 and encodes 449 amino acids. The transcript has 2 exons.
UUUGAAUUUAAACUGCUGUGGCAGUCACUAGACUCACUACUACAUGGUACGCUACUACACUACCCUAGGUAUUACAUACACUGCCUGGCACUAUACUGCAUAAUCUUGAUACCAUACCCAAUACCUAAAGUACAUAUAGGAGUCAGUACUACUGGUGGCGCCCAAUAUAGUACAUUCUAAUCCAUGUCCACUGUGAAUAGUACCUACAUAUAGGUACUAGGUAGUUCGGCAAUGUCCCUGACAAACGCAUCUCCUUCCGAUGCUGCUAAGGCGGCCAAAGAAGCAUCCCAUGUUCUUGCUACCCUGUCUGAGGAUGCAAGGAAUGAUGCCUUGACUGCCAUUCAUGCUGGCUUGGCUGCAGCUAGAGAUGAGAUCCUCGCUGCAAACGCCCGUGAUCUGGAAGUCGCCCGCUCAGCCGCAGCACAUGGCCAGUUGAGCCCCAGUUUGGUUUCUAGAUUAGAUCUUGGAAAGAAGGGGAAAUGGGAGGAUAUGCUAAAGGGGAUAUUGGAUGUGCGAGACCUUGAGGAUCCCGUUGGCAAGAUCACCUUAAGGACCAAACUUGAUGAUGGGCUCGAGUUGACACGGGUCACCUGUCCCAUCGGUGUUCUCUUAAUCAUCUUUGAGGCACGGCCAGAAGUCAUUGCGAACAUCGCCUCCCUUGCAGUCAAGUCAGGAAAUUCUGCUAUUUUGAAAGGUGGCAAGGAGUCGACCGAGUCCUUCGUGGCGAUCUCCAAAGUCAUCUCUGCCGCACUUGAUCAGACAAAGGUUCCCAAUGGCGCAAUCCAGCUCGUCACCACAAGAGAUGUAAUCCCUCAGUUAUUGGACCUAGACCAGUAUAUCGAUCUUGUCAUCCCCCGGGGUUCUAAUGAACUUGUUCGGUAUAUCAAAUCCAACACCAAAAUCCCGGUUCUCGGCCAUGCUGAUGGCCUAUGCUCCAUAUUCCUCGAACAAUCGGCAGAUGCAAAGAUGGCAGCAGAUGUAAUUGUCGAUUCCAAGACUAGCUACCCGGCCGCCUGCAACAGUCUAGAGACAUUACUGGUUCAGGAGUCUGCUCUGAGCACAAUCCUCCCCCAGGUAGCCGCAGCCCUGAUUGAGAAGGACGUCGUUCUGCGCUGUGACCCCAAGACCAAAGCAUCGCUUUUUAACAAACUACCUCCUAAUCUUGUUGAAAAGCUUGAAGACGCCCAAGAGGUUGACUUCGACACCGAGUUCCUUAGCCUUACGCUUGCAAUUAAAGCGGUGGCAGAUGUACACGAGGCAAUCUCUCACAUCAACACCCACGGCUCCAAGCACACAGACGUGAUCUUAACCAGUUCCGACGAACUGGCUGAGCAGUUCAUGUCCAGCAUAGAUGCUGCGGGCGUGUACUGGAAUGCCUCUACUCGCUUUGCCGAUGGCAUGAGGUAUGGCUUCGGCACAGAAGUUGGUAUCAGCACAAACAAGAUCCACUCCCGGGGCCCCGUAGGUUUGGAGGGGUUAAUGAUCUACAAAUACAAAAUCCGGGGGCAAGGUCACACGACAGCAGCGUACGGUGAAGGAGAAGGGAAGAAGAGUUACAAGCAUGAGAAGCUUCCUUUGUAAAGGGUUGUGUUCAAUGGCUGAUAUAUUAAAAGGUAUCAUGGAGUCUAAAAGUAUAGUAUGUCGGUGAACGAAUAGGGAGGGUCGUUGAAAAUAAAACCCCUUGUGAGGAAAGAGUAGCAAUCUAACUUACACCAUACCUACCGAAUUUUCGGCUCUUCUUUACCAUGCUACAAUACAUCACAAACUGCGAACAAAAUCACCAUAAGUCCCAUAUCUUUUCUUGGGUACUAAGCAAAUGCUGAAGGCAAAUGACAGAAUAGUAGGUAGCGUAGGCUAAGCUUCCAUUGUUUAGUAGCUCAGUAAAGAGCAUAUGAUAUAAUAGAUCAUAACAUUACCUAGCUUCU